Messenger RNA from Pseudopodoces humilis (Tibetan ground-tit), 332 nucleotides. The record is from RefSeq and is a predicted model, not a curated record. Lineage: Eukaryota; Metazoa; Chordata; Aves; Passeriformes; Paridae.
GACGAGAUGAGAGCGCUGCAGGUGCUGCCCCUCCCCCACCUCCUCCUCCUCCUCCUGCUGCUGAGCGCGGCACACCUGGCACAGCCCCAGGUAACCCCGGAGUCGUCGCUGGAGCCGAAACCCCCGGCCCAGGUGGGGGAUGGGCAGCUCACCUGGAGACGGAGCCGCCGGCACAGCCCCCACUUCCCGCUCUGCUCCUUCUGCUGCAACUGCUGCCGCAACCGCGGCUGCGGCUUCUGCUGCCGCACCUGAGCGCACCUGGGCACACCUGGGAACACCUGGAGAACACCUGGGGGCACCUGGGAACACCUGGGAUACACCUGGGGAACACC